GACUACCCCCGGCCUGCUUUGAACAUAUACCACCACCCGUAAACGGCAUCGCAGAGCGGUUGUAAAUCAGAACCGGAAAAAAGAAAGGGAAGAAGAUGCUUGGGUUCGAGAGGCUGAGCCGCGGCGGCGACGCUGCUGUAGGGGGGGCGAAAGGUGAUAUAGAGGAAGGGACUUUGCACCCAGGGCUUGGCUACGGAGAGAAUCUUCUGAGAUGGGCCUUCAUCCGAAAAGUCUACGGCAUUCUUGCCGCUCAGAUCCUCGUUACCACCCUCGUCUCUGCCGUCACCGUCUUCUACGCCCCGGUCAACGAGCUCCUGAGGACCAAUUCCGGCCUUCUCCUCUUCUUCAUCUUCCUCCCCUUCAUCCUCUUGUGGCCCCUGCAUGUGUAUCAGCAGAAGCAUCCGCUGAAUUUUAUUUUCCUUGGACUUUUCACCGCAUCUCUCAGUCUUACGGUUGGAAUGAGCUGUGCCAAUACAGACGGAAGGAUUGUACUUGAGGCUUUGAUCGUGACAUCGGCUGUAGUUUCAGCUUUGACUGGGUACACAUUCUGGGCUGCUAGGAAGGGCAAGGACUUUAGCUUCCUGGGACCAAUCUUGUUCACCAGCCUUUUUGUGCUUGUUUUGACUGGCUUCAUCCAGAUGUUCUUCCCUUUUGGGUCUACAUCGGCCGCUAUCUACAGUGCCAUCAGUGCUAUAAUUUUCUGCGGGUACAUUGUGUAUGACACAGAGAACUUGAUCAAGCGCUUCACAUAUGAUGAGUACAUAUGGGCAUCUGUCACUUUGUAUCUAGAUGUCCUUAAUCUCUUCCUCACCAUUCUGCGGAUGCUUAAGCAAGGGGAGAACUAAUCGUGCUGCUACUAAUUGGCAAGUUGAUGCCCAAAAUCCAUCCAUCCUUUGGAUCAUUUUAAAUUUCCCUUUUAUGUGUAAUGUGGUGUAUAUGCAACAUAUAUGUAUAUGAUGCUCUUUAUUCCUUGACUUGGUUAAUAAGUUGUUGCCUAAGCGCAGACUCUUGCUUGGAUUCUAUGUGUGUAUUGGUUCGGAAGAAUAUUUAAAGUUUAGCCAACGUUAUUGCAAAUUAUUAUGCUAAUACUAAACAAUAAUACUGUAUGUAUACG
Cuscuta campestris is the source of this 1114-nucleotide messenger RNA. The record is from the annotation of a GenBank genome assembly. NCBI's taxonomy places the organism in Eukaryota, Viridiplantae, Streptophyta, Magnoliopsida, Solanales, Convolvulaceae.